AUGCAGGAUCUCUACAGAUGGACUUCAUUCGCCAAGACUUUGGGAGCAAAGUCUUACAAUUUAGACUCAGAGCUUCAAUGUCUCCAAACUCUCACUCAGUCAAUGGAGCAGCAAAUUAUAGACUCUCGAGAUCGAAUAGAAAGACUUAUCAUGUCUGAUGAAAUUACUGAGCUUGACUUCCAAGCACAAAACUCACACAUACACCUUAUGGCAAAAAUACUCUAUAGAAAAAGAAGACAAAUUGUCGUGAAAAUCACGAAUUUGUGCAUUAAGUACUUAAGGAUUGCAAAAUUCAGAAUAAAUCCUCAGAAUAUUGAAGAAAUAAGAGGAAUUUGUUGUGAUAUCAUUGAACAAAUUGAAAAAGAAAAAGAAACACCUAAAACUAUGACAGAAAAUUUAAAUUUUGCGAGGUUAAGAAAAAAAGUUGAUCUUGUUUUAAGGGAGCUAGAAGAAGUUCCUGAUAUCAAGAUGGGCUGCUUUAGGAUAAGCAAUGAAAUCAUAGCACAAAUUUAA
Molecule: messenger RNA, 513 nt
Organism: Blepharisma stoltei
Lineage: Eukaryota; Ciliophora; Heterotrichea; Heterotrichida; Blepharismidae
Source: the annotation of a GenBank genome assembly